Messenger RNA from Frankliniella occidentalis (western flower thrips), 905 nucleotides. RefSeq lists its product as uncharacterized. The transcript is spliced from 4 exons. Lineage: Eukaryota; Metazoa; Arthropoda; Insecta; Thysanoptera; Thripidae. The record is from RefSeq and is a predicted model, not a curated record. Bases 139 to 690 code for a protein of 183 amino acids.
AUUGCCCGGUUUCUUUUGAAAGAACGUCAACUCUAACGGACAACCGGUACUCUCUCUUUCACGUUCACGUUGUUUCAUUUCCACUCAUUGACGGGUUUAGGGGCACUGAACACUCUCGUUCUCGUGCUGUGCAGAAUAAUGGCAGAAAACAUGUUCGCUAUUUUCCCUGAUAGCCGUUUGGCAUCGGGACAUGCGAGCAAAGGAGGUGUAGCCCGCCCCAAGAAAACUGCAUUGUGUGAUGUAAAAAACACACUCCUUGGCAAAAAAUCGAAUUUGAAUGAACCCUCCAGAAAGUUAGGACAACCCGUGCCAUUGGAAAACCCAUGUAAGCCAUCGGCAAAAGAAUUUGUAAAGGAAACACCUGGAAAAGUAACAUUGAAGCAAGGAGGAACUUUUGCGAUAGCUUGUGAUGACAAGGAGAACCGAGGCUACUGGGAUGCCUGUGGAGAAUGCAAACAUGAAGAUCCAUUUUAUGAGGUGCGUUCGCCUUCUGAGCGAUUGAAAACAGCUGAUGUGAAUUUUCUGUCAAAGGGACUGUUAGCAUUGGACUUAAAGAAAGAUAGUUAUCCAGACCAUCCAUGUGUUGAACCUGUCACGGAGGAUGUUGUUGAAGCUUGGUGUGAUGCUGUCGACACUCCACUUCUUUCUACUGUGGAACCUCUUCAAUUCAAUUUUUCUGAUGAGGAAUAAGGGACUAACAAGAAUUGAAAUUUCUCAACUAAUAUUGUUUGUUUGUAUUUCUUGCCUAUUUAUUUUUUAAUCUAGUGCCAACUGCCUCCUACUGUGAUGCAGGCAGUUUUGAAUACUUUCAUAACGAUGUGUGUAUAGAGUCAGCAAUUAAAUGUGAUGAAGUGAGGUAUUUGUAUUAUUUUAUUUUUUUCAAUAAAAAACUUUUUAUUUUUUCA